Molecule: messenger RNA, 1269 nt
Organism: Microthlaspi erraticum
Lineage: Eukaryota; Viridiplantae; Streptophyta; Magnoliopsida; Brassicales; Brassicaceae
Source: the annotation of a GenBank genome assembly
AUGCCUCGACUUCAAGAAGAGGGAAUCGGUCCAGUUCACGGCUUCCGGUUAUCGACCAUAAGUUCAACCAGGCCGACUGAGACUGGCACGACCCACGAACCCACCGGUUUAGACCUAGCCAUGAAACUCCACUACCUAAAGGCGGUUUAUAUUUACUCCGCGGAGAUGGCAUGUGACUUGACCGUGGUGCACGUGAAAGAUCUCUUCUUCACCGUGUUGAACGAGAUCCCAUGGGUCAACGGUAGGUUCAAGAGGCACGACUCGGGACGUCCGUACAUCAAGUGCAACGACAGUGGCACGCGUUUUGUGGAAAGUCAUUGUGAUCUCACAGUGGAGGAGUGGCUACGUGUAACGGACCGGUCCGUUGAUGAGUCUUUGGUUUAUCAUCAACCAGUUGGACCGGACUUGGCCUUCUCUCCAUUGAUCUAUAUUCAGAUGACCCGGUUUAGCUGCGGUGGAUUAGCAAUAGGCCUGAGCUGGGCCCAUAUAAUGGGAGAUCCAUUCUCUCUUUCUCAUUUCGUCAACUUAGGCACUCGGGCCUUCGCAGAUGAGGAAAUCUACUCCCCAAAACCCUCUGAUUUGGAUAGAGGUUUUCUAAACCCGAAUUCAAUGUCCAAAAACCCGGUUUCAAUCAAACAGGUUGAACCGGUCGGAGACCUCUGGGUAACGCCGAGUAACAGCAAAAUGACAACGUACUCCUUCAAUGUAACGGUCAACGAGAUACGAUCACACUCUCCGGCGAACGGAGACGAAUUCGAGAUUCUCAGUGGGAUCAUAUGGAAAUGCGUAGCGAAGGCGAGAGCAGAAUCGGAGCCGUUUACGAUUACGAUCAUCAGAUCGGAUCAUAACGGAAUGAAACCUAGAGCUGUGAGAAACAGUCAGAUGAUUGGCUCCGUCCAGGUCGAUUUUUCCGUCGCCGGAGCGAGUUUGGAGGAGAUUGUGAAAUCUAUCGGAGAAGCGACCGAUGAGAGGUUUUCGAUCGACGAGAUUGGGGAGAGUGAAGAUGGUGUUUUGGAUUUCGUCGUCUACGGAGCGAAACUGACGUUUGUGGAUCUAAGCGGAGUUGAUUUCUACAAGGCGAAAAUAAGAGAGAAGUCGCCGGUGUCGGUUUACUGUAAUGUUCAGGGGAUAGGAGACGACGGAGCUGUGGUGGUUUUGCCGGCCGCGGAGAGGGAGGAGAUGGUUGUGACUGUUACGUUUCCGGUGGAUGAGAUGGAGAAGGUGAAAUGUGAAUUGAAGAAGUGUGGUUUGGUUUAUUCACGCCGUUAG